AUGAAUCUCACUGUUAACCACCACAGCAGGACCCCCGCGGCCGCAGCUGACGAGGAUGGCGCGGAUCAGAUCGGCUUUGAUACGCCCCGCUCCGGUGUGGCAACCCCUCAACCCGACCUCCAUGACAAACGCCUGCCGGGCAUUAUGAGCUACUUCGGCCAGGUUCGUACAGAUUCUUCUCACAAUUCUGUAUCUGCCCCUGUCGCGUCGGAUCGCAAUCAAAGACAAUCGCUUCCUGGUCCCUCAACGAAACAAGUCGAGACGGACGGGAAGGCUUCUCAGGUCAGCUCAGUGGAUGCUGUGCCCUGUGGCGAUCCUGAACCAACUUCCCCAUCACUUCCCCAUCAUCCCGAAGAGCGGCCUUCAUCACCAUACACCUCACCCAUGGCACUGGUUCAGACACAUCAGUAUCCGACCCCGCCGAUAUCAAGACGGUCGUCGGUGGGACUUCUCCAGAGGAGUCUGUCGUUGCGCUAUGGAGAGACACGGUUCGCUGCAUCCUCAUCGGCGCGACCGUUGCUCCAAAGAGGCGUCACGGACUACCCAAAGAAGUGUCACAGCCUCACUCUCAUGUCCCAACCUUCGAGCCUCCUCACAACAUCAGUCGUGCAUGCGCAUCACAUUUCCAACCCCAGUUUUCCCAAGCCCAUCACACCGAUAUCUCCCACCCAUUUCCACGUUGGUUCAGCGCAAAAAGCCACUUCCCUUCACAGCUCUUCAUCAGUUGAUCAGCUCAAGAAGCUAACACAAGUCGCGGCGUUCAAGAGCGGUCCACCAACUCCCACCAGGGCGCUUUCGGCCGCGCAGCCUUCUCAGGCGGAGGAGCGGUCGACCUCCAAGAGAAGCAGCAAUGAGACUGUGCCUCCCAGCGGCACGCAGACGCCCAGGAGCGGAACCACCGGGGCUCAGGUCCCCGCCGCCCGAGGCAAGCUCACGAUCAAGAUUGUGGAGGCUAAGGGCCUGAGACGCGCCAAGGACCCCUAUGUCGUAGCCGUAUUCCAGAGAAGCGAGCUCAUCUCGGGAGGCCCGCGCUCUGUCGAGGAGGAAGAGGACGUGAACCUGCCGGCGCCGUCCUUUGGAGGCAUUCCGAUCCAGAGGCAAGGAAGCGACUCGGGUCGGCCCGCCAUGUCGAUUCCGAUGCGCAGCCGUCAAAGCAGCAACACCAGUAUCUCGGACUACAACACAUUCCGCAACCGGUCACGGCGAUCUUUCACCAGCCCAAAGUGGGACGCCGAGGCAGAGUUCGAUGUUGUCGAUUCGAACAUGCUGGUGGACAUUUCUGUCUACGACCACAGCGCAAAUGGCGAGGAGUUCCUGGGCCAUGUGGAUUUCCAGGCGAACAGGGACUCGAACAACCCGGCCAACUUCCAAGGCUUCACCUUCGUGGAUGAGAGCGCCCUCGACGACCACAUGAGAGAUAAGAACCGAUAUGACGAUGAGGAGAUGCGUGAUUCCCACCAUCAGGACGAUGACUGGGAUGACCUCGAGGACGUGAACCAGAAGAGCAACCGCAUGAGUGGUAUCGUGCGCACAGCCAACAACGACGAGCAGAUGAUUGGGGGAGGACACUUUGACGAUUAA
This is a messenger RNA of Colletotrichum spaethianum, 1581 nucleotides long. RefSeq names its product serine/threonine-protein kinase sid2. Bases 1 to 1581 code for a protein of 526 amino acids. The record is from RefSeq and is a predicted model, not a curated record. The transcript is spliced from 3 exons. Lineage: Eukaryota; Fungi; Ascomycota; Sordariomycetes; Glomerellales; Glomerellaceae.